This is a messenger RNA of Myxocyprinus asiaticus (Chinese sucker), 4174 nucleotides long. RefSeq lists its product as uncharacterized. NCBI's taxonomy places the organism in Eukaryota, Metazoa, Chordata, Actinopteri, Cypriniformes, Catostomidae. The transcript is spliced from 2 exons. The record is from RefSeq and is a predicted model, not a curated record. Bases 68 to 874 code for a protein of 268 amino acids.
AGGGGGUAUUCGGUGAUACCCCACGUGGAUAAGGCACCCGAGGCUCCCGUCCAGGGCCUGUAGAUUUAUGUCGUCCCUGAUUACUGUGGCCUGCGGUGCCUCUGGACAAGCCGCCUCCGCCCUGCACGCCAUGGCUCUCCUGCAAGUACACCAAGCCAAGGCGCUAAAAGAACUGCACGUGGGUAGUUCUGACACAGGAUUGAUGCAGGAACUGUGCUUGGCGACCGAAGCGAUGACCGAGGCGAUGAAGGUCACGGCGCGGUCUCUCGGGCAGGCGAUGUCCACCCUUGUGGUCCAGGAGCACCACCUUUGGCUCAACUUGGUCGAGAUGGGAGAGGCGGACAAGGCACGGUUCCUUGACGCCCCCAUUUCCCAAGUUGGCCUGUUUGGCGAUGCUGUCGAGGACUUUGCCCAGCAGUUCUCAAUGGUGAAGAAGCAGACGGAGGCCUCACAACAUAUCCUUCCCUGGCAUGGCUUAAGACCCCACACCCUGUCUGCUUGUCACCAAGGGUGUCCUCCUACAGCAACAACACCGGCUCCGCCGCAGCCCGCCCCCGUGGCCCGGCUCCGGCGUGGAGCCCUCCGCAGGAAGCAGACGCCAUCUGUCUCACGGCCGGCCGCUAAGAACCUGAGGAAAGCUUCGAAGCACCCCAGAGACGGGCGACCCAGAGGCGAGGAGACCCACUUCUCUGGGGCCGGUCGACAGACCACUCCAUUCCCCGGUGGAGAGCCGGGAGGAGAAUCUUUUGUUGCCGCAUGCCCAGAAGGCUGCAGCACCCAAAAGCCUGACAAAAGAAUGAUUCUCUUGUCUCCUGGGUCACAUAUCCGGUGCGCACGGCCAUCGUCACGACUACCGUCCACCGUCCCAUUUUGACAGGUAUGGUGCUCCAGCGGCAGAUCCCCCCCGCCCCUGUGAGCCCAGCUGUGGCUCAAACACGCCCACACGGGAUUGGUGGACUACGGGGACAAGAUUCCUCCUCCCCCCUCACCGGCCAAUCUUAUGGUGGGCGGCAGAAGCCUGGUAAAUGCUUCGAUAUCCCUGGACUCAGCAUGGCCACGGGGCUCGAGUCCCCUCGACGUGGCACCUUGAGCUCCACCCCGCCACGAGGCCCCACCCGCCGGUACGUCUGACGUGAUCAUUCCCUUGGUACCCCUCACCCGGAGUUUGGGCGCAUGGCUCACGCUUUCCAACCUGUCACGAUGGCUGACCUGGACCGCCCGACUCGGCUACACGAUUCAGUUCGCCAGGCGCCCGCCCAGGUUCAACGUCGUCCGCUUCACCUCAGUGAAGGGUCGAGAAUGCCGCUACUUUGCGUGCAGAAAUCGCUACCUCUCUGCGCAAGGGCGCGAUAGAGCCUGUCCCUCCAGCCGAGAUGAAGAAUGGGUUCUACAGCCCUUACUUUAUCGUACCGAAGAAAGGCAGUGGGUUGUGACCAAUCCUGGACCUGCGAGUACUGAACCAGGCUUUGCACAGACUCCCGUCCGAGAUGCUGACGCAAAAACACACUCUAACGAGUGUCCGGCAUCAAGAUUGUUUCGCGCCGGUAGACCUGAACGACGCGUACUGCCACGUCUUGGUUUUGGUCUCGACACAGACCCUUCCUGCGGUUUGCCUUCAAAGGCCAGGCGUACCAGUAUAAGGUCCUCCCCUUCGGCCUGUCCUUGUUCCCUUGCGUCUUCACGAAGGUCGCAGAGGCAGCCCUUGCCCCGCUAAGGGAAGUGGGCAUCCGCAUCCUCAACUAUCUCGAUGACUGGCUAAUCCUAGCUCACUCUCGAGAGUUGCUGUGCGCACACAGGGACCUCUUGCUCUGGCACCUCAGCCGACAGGGGCUUCGGGUCAACUGGGAAAAGAGCAAGCUCUUCCCGGUUCAGAGCAUCUCUUUUCUCGGUUUGGAGUUGGACUCAGUCUCGAUGACAGCGCGCCUCAUGAACGAGAGCGCGCAGUCAGUGCUGAACUGUCUGAAGGCAUUCAGACGGAGGACAGCGGUUCCACUGAAACUUUUUCAGAGGCUCCUGGGACAUAUGGCAUCCUUAGUGGUGGCCACACCGCUCGGGUUGAUGCAUAUGAGACCGCUUCAGCAUUGGCUUCAGACUUGAGUCCCGAGAUGGGCAUGGCGCCGCGGGACACAUCGCGUGACCAUCACGACAAUCUGUCACCGCCUCUUCAGCCCUUGGACCGACCUUGCAUUUCUACGGGCAGGGAUUCCCCUAGAGCUGGUCUUCAGGCACGUUGUGGUUACAACAGAUGCCUGCAAGACGGGCUGGGGUGCCUGAUGCAACGGGCACACAGCCGCUGGCUCCUGGACUGGCCCGUGGCUGAGUUGGCACAUCAACUGCCUAGAGUUAUUGGCAGUACUGCUCACCCUGCGGAGGUUUGAUCCAGGGAAAGCACGUGUUGGUCCGGACGGACAACACAGUGAUGGUAGCAUACAUCAACCAUCAAGGCAGUCUACGCUCCCGUUGCAUGUCACAACUCGCCCGCUGUCUCCUCCUCUGGAGUCAGCAGCACCUCAAGUCGCUACGAGCCACUCACAUCCCGGGCGACCACAACACUCUAGCAGACACGCUGUCAUGUCAGGUUACCCUCAGGGGAGAGUGGAGACUCCACCCUCAGGUGGUCCAGCUGAUUUGGAGUCGAUUCGUUCGAGCACAGAUAGACCUGUUUGCUUCCCGGAAAUCUUCCCACUGCCUGCUUUGAUAUGCCCUGACCGAGGCACCCCUCGGUAUAGAUGCGCUGACACACAGCUGGCCCCCUGGACUACGCAAAUAUGCAUUUCCCCCAGUGAGCCUACUGGCACAGACCCUGUGCAAGGUCAGGGAGGAAGAGGAGAAGGUCGUCCUAGUAGCAACCUACUGGCCCAACCAGACAUGGUUCUCAGAUCUCACGCUCCUCGCGACAGCCCCCCCCCUGAUGAAUUCCCCUGAGGAAGGACCUUCUUUCUCAGGGAUGGGGCACCAUCUGGCACCCGUGACCAGACCUCUGGACUCUCCACAUCUGGCCCCUGGACGGGAUGCGGAAUACCUAAGUGGCCUACCACCCGCGGUGGUAGACACGAUCACUCAGGCUAGGGCUCCCUCUGUAUGCCUUGAAGUGGCGUCUGUUCGCUAAGUGGUGUCCUCCUCGACGCGAGGACCCCUAGAGAUGCGCAGUCGGAUCGGUGCUUUCCUUCCUGCAGGAGAGGCUGGAGGAGCGGCUGUCCCCGUCCACCUUGAAGGUGUAUGUAGCUGCUAUUUCGGCUCAUCAUGAUGCAGUAGACGGUUGAGAAUGCAGUCAGCCAGCGGAAGACAGGGACAUAUUGCACAGAUACUCAAAGAAAGUGGAAUGCAGGAAGGAAGAAUGCAGGACAGAGAAAAAUCACACAAAUUCAUUUUAAACGUCACAAAGCAUCUCACUAUUACUACAGUCUCUCUACUUCAACAAACCAACAAACCAGGUGAAGUGCCCAUUCAAGUGCUCCAAAUCACUUACCGAAUUUCUGAACCAGCCAAAUGGAGAAAUCAAAUCCCUGGGUGAUGGGCAAUUCAUAAUAAAUCCAAAUGGUACAAAUGGGUAUUACCUCCAAAGCCAGUUAACCAUGUUGUGCCUGAAAACUCAAACAUGCAAACUACUUAUCUGGACACCACAUGAAGACCUGGUGAUAGACAUUCCUUUUGAUGAGGUGUACACAAUAGCUGAGGUGAAGCAUCUCAGAGAGUUUUAAUUUUUAAACAUGUUGCCCAAAGUUGUAGAUGACUUUGGGGCAGGCAAAGUACAGCUGUGCAAGAGGUAUGUUCAAUUGUUCAAUUGCUGAAAAAGCAGUGAGAACAGUGUGAAUAAACAGUGGAAAACUACUACACUAAAAUAUCAAAGGCUAGAGUGAUGAAGAAAAUAUCACAGUAAUUAUUUUUCUGUUGUUUUAAAUGUGUAUAUAGUUAAUCUAAAAUGAAGAGGCUAUGUAAAUGAAGAGGAUAUGGAAGAGUAUUUAUCUUUUAUUAUCUAGAUAAAUGUGAAAAGGUUUAAAUAAGAUAUGAAUAUGUAACUUGACAGAAUUGAACAUUGAUUGUAUGUUUCAAAUGAACAAGAUCAGAGGACAUAUGAGCCUUUUCCUAUAUGCACAACAGUUAAAAUUCAGUAACAGUAAUAGACUUUGACUAUUUAUAUAUUAAAAGGUAAGUUCAUCUAAAAAUGAAAAUU